AUGGCUAAACCGAGGCUCUCCUUCUUGCUCAUUCUUUCGAUUUCUUGCAUGAUCAUGGGCACAGUCGAGCCAUCCUUUGCCAGACGUUCUAAGUCCAGGGCUUAUGUUGAGGCCUCCUGCAGGUCCACCCGAUAUCCAGAAUUGUGUAUUCAAAGUCUCUCAGGAUUUACCAACACGACAGAGUUACAAAGCCCGCAACAACUAGCCCAUAUCGCUUUAUCAGUGAGCCUUUACAAAGCUCGAUACACGAGGUCAUACUUGUUCAAGGUAUGUAAAGAACUCAAGGCGAUCAAGGCUAAGGAUUACCAGACUGUACAAGAUUGUCUGGAGCAAAUAAAUAGUGGUAUAGUUCAACUCACACAAUCAAUCAAAGAGCUCCGUUGCUUAAGCCAAAAAGUUGUGAAUGAUGACUCCCUUUUGCGCAUAAAUAAUGUUGAGACUUGGGUGAGUGCUGCCCUAACAGAUGCGAGCACUUGUGUCGAACAAUUCCCUGGGCGUAACAUGAGUAAACUGAAGGCCACAAUUAAGGGCAAGGUAUUGAAUGUUGAACAGGUCACUAGCAAUGCACUAGCGUUGUUUCAUCAGUUUGCCGUGAGGUAUCGGGCCAGUGCCACUAAAAAGCCAUAAAAAAGGCUGGCCCUUCUGAAGAUGUAAUUUAGCUUAUUCUCGUGGAUCAUAUUUGUUGAUUGUUGGGUAAGUUUGCUGUUGUAAUAUAAAUAUGUUAAGAAUAUCGAAGAUGUUCAA
Molecule: messenger RNA, 744 nt
Organism: Pistacia vera
Lineage: Eukaryota; Viridiplantae; Streptophyta; Magnoliopsida; Sapindales; Anacardiaceae
Product: pectinesterase inhibitor 9-like
Exons: 1
Coding region: 1-627 (208 amino acids)
Biological process (GO): negative regulation of catalytic activity
Molecular function (GO): enzyme inhibitor activity
Source: RefSeq, a predicted model, not a curated record